CUGGCAUACGGCAAAAAGUUUCAGAGGAAAAAAAAAAAUGCUGAAGCCAUGUCUUCUCUCCUGCUUCCUCUUCAUCAUCUUCUUCAUACCAAAACUAUCUUUGUCUUGCCCACAAGACCAAAGACAAUCCCUUCUCGAGUUCAAAAACUUGCUGUCUCACAAUGUCAAGAACCAAUCUGUAGUAAUCGACUUUAUGGGACGUUUCAAGACAUGGAGGCCAAACUCAGAUUGCUGCAAAUGGCAACGCGUGAGAUGCAAUGCUCGUUCACCUUCCAGAGAAGUCAUAGGCCUAAAUCUGAGCUCUCUUUUCCAUUAUUAUGAUUCAAUCUCACUGAGUUUUAGCAUUCUGAAACCGGUUCUGCGUAUAAACUCUCUUGUUAGGCUUGAUAUCUCGUCUAAUUUGAUGCAAGUAGAGAUUCCUGGAGAUGCGUUUGCGAACUUGCCAAGGUUGAUCUCUCUUGACAUGAGUUAUAAUCUCUUUUACGGCUCUAUCCCUCCUAAAUUGUUCUCUUUGAAGUCUCUUCAGUAUCUUCACAUGAGCGAAAGUGGUUUUAGAGGAGAGAUUCCUGGAGAUGCGUUGGUGAACUUGCCAAGCUUGAUCUCUCUCGACAUGAGUCGUAAUGGCUUUGACGGCUUUAUCCCUCCUAAACUGUUCAGUUUGAAGACUCUUCAGCACCUUGACUUAAGCGGGAAUGAUUUUGGCGGAGAGAUUCUUGAAGAUGCGUUUGUGAACUUGACCAGCUUGAUCUCUCUUGACAUGAGUUAUAAUCACUUUAACGGCUCUAUCACUCCUAAGUUGUUCUCUUUGAAGACUCUUCAGGAUCUUGACUUAAGCGGGAAUGAUUUUGGCGGAGAGAUUCCUGAAGAUGCGUUUGUGAACUUGACCAGCUUGAUCUCUCUUGACAUGAGUGAUAACAAGUUUAACGGCUCUAUCCCUCCUAAACUUUUCUCUUUGAAGACUCUUCAGCAUCUUGAGUUAAGCGGGAAUGGUUUUGGAGGAGAGAUUCCUGGAGAUGGGUUUGUGAACUUGACCAGCUUGAUCUCUCUUGACAUGAGUGAUAACAAGUUUAACGGCUCUAUCCCUCAUGAAUUGUUCUCCUUGAAAAAUCUUCAACAUCUUGACUUGAGCAAAAAUGUUAUUGGCGGUACGUUGAGUGGUGACAUCAAAGAGCUCAAGAAUCUGCAAGAACUGAAGUUAUAUGAAAAUCUCAUUGGAGGAGAGAUUCCUCCAGAAAUAGGUAUUCUUGCCGAACUGCGGGAGCUAGAAUUGUGGCAGAACAAUUUCAAUGGUUCUAUACCGUUGUCUGUAUCACGGUUGACGAAGCUCAGAACGUUUGAUGUUCAGAACAAUUCCUUGUCUUCUGAAAUUCCUGACGGUAUUGGGAACUUAGUCAAUCUAUCAAUUUUGUCUUUGAGCAUCAACAAGUUUUCGGGUGGAAUUCCAUCGUCGAUUCAGAAUCUGAAAAAUCUUGAAACCCUUGAGCUUGAGAAUAACAAUGGCUCGUUAAGUGAGAUUCGCACAGCUUGGUUGUUUGGUCUUCAGAAGCUGACGAUACUGCGGCUUGGAGGAAACAAACUCCAAUGGAACAACAAUGGUUUUGCCUUUCAACAGUCUAAGUUAACAGAUCUGUCACUUGGUUCUUGUUGCUUAGAAGGGAAAAUUCCGGAUUGGCUCAAGAAUCAAACAAGUCUUGAAUACUUGGAUUUGAGCAUGAACAGACUCGAAGGAAGUUUCCCCGCAUGGCUAUCUAAUCUGACAAUCGGAGUCAUAAUUUUGUCAGACAACAGACUUUCAGGCUCACUGCCUCCAAAUUUGUUUCAGUCUCAGAGGUUAUUAUGUCUUUUACUAUCAAGGAACAACUUCUCUGGUCAGAUCCCUGAUACGGUUGACAUAUCAUUGAUCAUAGUACUCAUGCUGUCUGAAAACAACUUCUCAGGAUCAGUACCAGAGUCUAUUACAAAGUGCAACAUGCUAACGUUGUUAGACUUGUCUAAGAAUAGAUUAUCAGGUGAAUUCCCAAGGUUAGGUCCCGUGUCAUUCCUUGCUUGGCUCGAUAUAUCUUCCAAUCAGUUCUCCGGGGAUGUUCCAGCUUACUUUGGGGACUCCAUCACUAUGCUCUUAAUGAGUGACAACAAUUUCAGUGGCGAAUUUCCUCAGAAUUUCAGAAAUCUCUCAAGUCUGAUGCGUCUUGAUCUCCAUAACAACAAAAUCUCUGGGGGCUUCCCGAAUAUUAUAUCCCGGUCUUAUUCUUCUCUAGAGGUUCUUAGCCUGAGAAACAAUUCCCUCAAAGGUCCAAUCCCAGAAGGCAUAUCAAAUCUCACAAGGCUUCAGGUCUUGGAUCUCUCUGAGAACAAUCUUGAUGGAUAUCUCCCAUCAUCUCUUGGGAAUCUUACAUGCAUGAUAAUGUCUCUUGUGAGCUCUUCUUUGUUUUCUAGUCGUGUCGGUAAAACCGGCAAUACCGACGUAGAAAGGUUAAUAGACAUCAAAACACAAGAUAUAUUUAGUCUUGUAGUGAACUGGAAGAAAUCAAAACAAGUUCUUUUCCAGAGAAACUUAUACCUCUACACUCUCGUAGAUCUCUCCAAGAACAAGCUACACGGAGAAAUCCCAGCUUCUUUAGGCAAUCUUAAAAGCCUAAAGCUUUUGAACCUCUCCAACAACGAGUUCUCUGGAUCAAUCCCACAAAGUUUUGGAGAUCUUGACAAGCUAGAGAGCUUAGACCUUUCACAUAACAACCUCACUGGCAAAAUCCCGAAAACGUUAUCCAAGCUAAGCGAGCUGAAUACUUUGGAUUUGAGUAACAACAAGCUUACAGGUAGAAUCCCUGAAGGUCCUCAGCUAGACAGAUUGAAUGAUCCAAACAUUUACGCAAACAACAGCAAAAUAUGUGGAAUGCAAAUCCGAGUAUCAUGCUCUACGCAGAAGAAGGAGCCACCACAUGAAGAAGAAGAAGAAGAGGAAGAUAAAGAAGAGGAAACAAUGUUUUCAUGGAAAGCUGCAGCCAUAGAUUGUAUUUGUGGAUUUCUUAUAGCACUUGUGUUUAUGUACUCCAAUGGAAUGUGGAAGUAACAGAAAUUACUACUCAUCAAAAAAAUAUUUAAAAUAAACUUUUCCUUUAAAUUACUACUCAUCAAAAAAUAUUUAAAAUAAAAUAAUCCUUUUUACAAAAUUUUCUUCUAUCAUGAGCUCGUAACCAAAUAAAAAAAAUUAUUUAUGAUGAUUACAAAAACAAGAGGUUGAUAUGAAAUUAAAAUUAAUUAUUUGUUGCAUCUCAGUAAAAAUUUGGAGUUUUUUAUUAUUUAUUAUUAUUUGCCAAAAACACUAUUUGUUGGAUUUGCUAAGUAAAGUUUUACUUACAUAUAAAUAAUAAAUGUGAUGCAUAAUUCUACCCAAAAAAAAAAAAAUGUGAUGCAUGUAUUAGUAAUUUGACUUGAUAUAAUGUAUCAUCUUUAAUCAAAACUAGGAUAAUACCCGCGCUACGCCGCGGAGAGGAUUUUGUGUAUUUUUUUUUGUGUAAUUUAAAUUAUAUUUUAUGUUUUAUUUAUCUUAUUUGGAAUAUUAUGUAGCUACACGUUCUUUUAUUUUAUCCUAAAAUAAUUUUAAUUUUCAUAAAAAGAAAAGAUUGUUUUGGUUUUAUUGAAUCAGAAUGUAUGUAUAAUUCAAUGAGGUUAAAAAGACUCUUUCUUUCAAAAUGUAUAAUCAGAAUGUAUGUAUAAUUUGAAUCAGGCACUGUUACUACGUUCACAUUUUAUUUACCAUAAGAAAGAAGUGCAAGGAAAUACAACAUAUAUUCUCAACAACUAACAAUGAGUUGUCGGGUUUUGGCUGGAACCAAUGCUUAAGUUACAGUGUAUGCUUAAUGUUUUUGUAUGAACGCCAAAUAAAAAUCUUGGCCUAGAAUCUAAAGGACUCUCAAUAAAUAAAUAAAGAAGACUCACCAGGAUUAAGAAGGAGGAUGAACCUAAUACUUUACAGCAUGAGUGAUUGAGAGAGACUCAGCCUGACCUUGCUGCAUCAAUGGCUGCAAGCAAGUCUUCAUAUUUAGCCCCUGUCAC
Camelina sativa (false flax) is the source of this 4056-nucleotide messenger RNA. NCBI's taxonomy places the organism in Eukaryota, Viridiplantae, Streptophyta, Magnoliopsida, Brassicales, Brassicaceae. The record is from RefSeq and is a predicted model, not a curated record.